AUGAUAGUAAAGAGAUUAUUUAGAACAAUGGCUCCAGUUGCAAAGCAUUUUGAUUAUUUAGUUAUUGGUGGUGGUUCCGGUGGUGUUGCCUCCAGUAGAAGAGCAGCCUCAUAUGGUGCCAAGACCCUUUUGAUUGAGGGUAAAGCCCUUGGUGGUACCUGUGUCAAUGUCGGUUGUGUUCCAAAGAAGGUAAUGUGGUAUGCUUCUGACUUGGCCACCAGAUUGACCCAUGCCCACGAGUAUGGUCUAGCACAAAACGUACCAUUGUCUAAAGAAUCUAUUACUUUCAAUUGGCCGGAAUUUAAGAAGAAAAGAGAUGCUUACAUUCACAGAUUGAAUGGUAUCUAUGAAAAUAACUUGAAAAAGGAAGGUGUUGAAGUAGUAUUUGGUUGGGCUAAAUUUAACAAGGAUGGUAACGUUGAAGUUACAAAGCAUGAUAAUACUACUGAGGUGUACUCUGCUGACCGUAUUUUAGUUGCCACUGGUGGUAAACCUGUGUACCCAGAAAAGGUUCCAGGAUUUGAAUUGGGUACAGACUCUGACGGUUUCUUCCGCCUGGAAGAACAACCAAAAAAAGUGGUAGUUGUUGGCGCAGGUUACAUUGGUAUUGAGUUGGCAGGUGUAUUCCAUGGAUUAGGAUCUGAUUCCCAUCUAGUUAUUAGAGGUAAAACUGUUUUGAGAAAGUUCGAUGAGAUUAUUCAAAAUACUGUUACCGACUAUUAUGUUGAGGAAGGUAUUAAUGUCCAUAAGGAAACUAAUGUUGACAAGGUUGAAAAAGAUGAGAAAACUGGUAAAUUGUCUGUUCAUUUGACCAAUGGACAAGUCCUUGAAGAUGUUGAUGAAUUGAUUUGGACUAUGGGUCGUAGAUCAUUGCUGGGAAUCGGCCUAGAAAACGUUGGUGUGAAGCUGAAUGACAAGGAACAGAUCAUUACAGAUGAAUAUCAAAACACCAACGUUCCAAAUAUCUACUCUCUUGGUGAUGUCUCUGGACGUGUGGAAUUGACUCCUGUUGCUAUUGCAGCCGGUAGAAAGUUAUCAAACAGAUUGUUUGGCCCUGAGCAAUACCGUAAUGAUAAACUUGAUUACACAAACGUUCCAAGUGUUGUCUUCUCGCAUCCAGAAGCGGGUUCUAUUGGUCUAACUGAAGAUGAAGCAAUUAAGCAGUACGGUAAGGACAACAUCAAGGUUUACACCAGUAAAUUCACAGCUAUGUACUAUGCCAUGUUGGAACACAAAUCUCCAACUAGAUACAAGAUCAUCUGUGAAGGUCCAAAUGAGAAGGUUGUCGGUCUUCACAUUGUAGGUGACUCUUCUGCAGAAAUACUGCAAGGGUUUGGUGUCGCAAUCAAAAUGGGUGCCACAAAGGCUGAUUUUGACAACUGUGUGGCUAUUCAUCCAACCAGUGCUGAGGAAUUGGUUACUAUGAGAUAA
Messenger RNA from Nakaseomyces glabratus, 1431 nucleotides. It is a transcript of the gene GLR1, whose product is annotated as glutathione-disulfide reductase GLR1. Gene Ontology annotation, molecular function: flavin adenine dinucleotide binding; NADP binding; glutathione-disulfide reductase (NADPH) activity. Lineage: Eukaryota; Fungi; Ascomycota; Saccharomycetes; Saccharomycetales; Saccharomycetaceae. The record is from RefSeq and is a predicted model, not a curated record. Gene Ontology annotation, cellular component: mitochondrion; cytosol. Gene Ontology annotation, biological process: glutathione metabolic process; cell redox homeostasis; cellular response to oxidative stress.